Molecule: messenger RNA, 2136 nt
Organism: Colletotrichum spaethianum
Lineage: Eukaryota; Fungi; Ascomycota; Sordariomycetes; Glomerellales; Glomerellaceae
Exons: 3
Coding region: 1-2136 (711 amino acids)
Cellular component (GO): cytoplasm; membrane; microtubule
Molecular function (GO): GTPase activity; microtubule binding
Source: RefSeq, a predicted model, not a curated record
AUGGCGUCUCGUCUCAAAGAAGCCCACAAGUACCACGAUGUCAUCAACAAACUUCAUCUACAAGGACUCAGUGAUUAUACUUCUCUGCCUCGGGUUGUUCUGUGUAGGCAAGAUAGCACUGAUUAUUGCGGCUGCGACCCCCUAAAGGACUUGACUGGUAUCAAUGUCAGUCUAGGAAGCGAGCGUUUCAACUGUUACUUCAUCUUCGAGAUCGUCCUUCGCCCUCCUCUUGACGACAAUCCAGACGGCUGCAGCUCGACCAUAACCAUCAUCCCGUCAGCUGAGCGAUCCGAAGAAGAAAAGGCAACAUUAUUGAGCUUUGCCGAGCGGAGUACAACCGACAUUUCGUCUUGGACGCUAGAUCUGGACGUUGGUAUAGAUGCAGCGAAACAGACCGUCAUGUCGUUCACUUUCGCCACGAAGCUUAUCGUCGAAGAUGUUAUUCGAAUCGAAGUUUGCAAGGCGCGAGUGCCACUCUUGUCAAUUAUCGCUCUUCCACCCUUGCUCGACGACAACCUUAAGUUCCAGCCGGCUGCCUACCCCAGCAUCGCCGAGAAAAAGAUUCUUAAGUACAUAAGAAACCCACGGGACCUUAUACUUGUGGUUGCUUGUCAAAUCUGCGAGUUGGAUACCGAAUUGAGCCUACUGGAAUUGGUCCGACAAGUCGACCCCAAUGGAGAGCGUACCUUUGGAAUCUUUCAAUCUCAUCGCCGGAACAAAAGCUGGCACACAGUAAUGGACUUGAUUAGCGAGGAUUUUGAGCGCGUUGAUGCAUAUCGGCUCAAGGACCUGAUGGAUGUCUCGAAUGUUGGGUUCUUAGCCGUCAAGGACCAUCUAACGGCCGUGUUUGAAGAUCACGCACGAUCACAACUCUACGAUGUGAAAGAUGAGAUCAAAUCUCAAAUAGUUACCAUAAAUGUCAUGCUGCAGUCUCUCAGUAGCAAUUUGUUGGUCGCGGAAACAAAGCAGGCAAUGGAGACAGAUAAAGUCUUGUCGGAAUUGGUUCAAGACGCAGUGGAUGGGAAUUACACCAACCCUUUCUUCAGCAAAAACUUUUCCGAACUCCCAGAGUGCAAGCAACCUCGACUUCGCACUAUUAUUCUAGAGCUGCUUGCAUCUCUCGGAAAAAGGAUGUCCGAAAACGGUCACGCAGUGGAGAUUGUUGAUUUUCCACACUCGGCCAAUAAUCUCCAGGCUAUCUACCGGUAUAUCUUUGUCAAGAGGGUUGACAAGAUGGUCAAGAGAUGCAAGGGUCGCGAAGCCCCUGGAACCCUCAGUUCUCGGGUCAUUUCUGAAUUGCUUGCAAUGCAGUGUAACCCUUGGAAGGGUAUCAUACAAGAAUCACUCCGGCAUAUUCUUGAUGCCUCUCGAGAGACACUGGAGGGAAUCGUUUCUGGCAUUGUGUCGUCGGAUGCCAAAGCAGAGGUGUUAUCAAACUUGACUCCCUUUUUCGAAGGUCUCAAAUCCAACAUCGAGAAGGAGAUUGGACACUUGCUGGACUCAUUGAGCUCGCGCUGGCUCAUCAACAGCUAUCCCGUUAUCGAAGCAGUGCAGCAGAUUCGACUAAAGCGCGAAAAAGCCCGUGUUCAAGAGCACCUGGAUAAAAUCGUUAGAAAGUGUAAACACUCAAAUCCUCCCGGCCUGACUCCAGAUCUAACCUCACUCCUCGUCCACAAUAUCACUCUCGAGGUUGACACCGACCUUGAUCGGGUUGCUAGUGAAUUGGCCAUCGACUACAUGCAAGCGCACUAUCAGCUUGCUCUUCCGGUCAUGAUCCACGAGUUCCAUCAAAUCAUCGAAAACAGCGUCUUACAGAAGCUUCCAGACGCGUUCGCCCCAACGCCAAAGCCUCCUUCCGAAGCCCGUCCGGCGCAGACGAUUGGACAGUCAGAGGCUCUCGAUGAUGAAGUCAAGCAGUUGGAGGAAAAGAAGGAGUUUCUUCAGAGAUGCCUGUGCGAACUCACCCAGUUCCUUGAGGGGCAGGCCACAGGCUUGUCGGAUGACUCGUCAACCACCACUGAGGGUAGGAAGCCUCCUCAACGAUACUGCAGCCUGCCGCUAACAUCUGCUGUGCUAGUUAUCUAUACACCUCAAGGAAGUGUAACUGAUGAGCCAAAAAUCGAUUGUACCGAGUGA